Messenger RNA from Zalophus californianus (California sea lion), 4862 nucleotides. RefSeq names its product actin related protein 8 (gene ACTR8). The record is from RefSeq and is a predicted model, not a curated record. The coding region runs from base 127 to 2001 and encodes 624 amino acids. Gene Ontology annotation, cellular component: Ino80 complex. NCBI's taxonomy places the organism in Eukaryota, Metazoa, Chordata, Mammalia, Carnivora, Otariidae. Gene Ontology annotation, biological process: double-strand break repair; regulation of DNA-templated transcription. The transcript is spliced from 13 exons.
GCUGCCCGACGGCCAUCUUGGUUGCCGGGCAGCCGGCUGAGAGGCUACGCGUGCGCAGGGCCCCUCCAGCUCCGGCGGGUGCGGCGCGUCCCUGAGGGCGGAGGCCGGUGGGCGCCCGCGGCCGCGAUGACCCAGGCGGAGAAGGGGGAUACGGAGAACGGGAAGGAGAAGGGCGGGGAGAAGGAAAAGGAGCAGCGCGGCGUGAAACGACCCAUCGUGCCCGCGCUGGUGCCGGAGUCGCUGCAGGAGCAAAUCCAGAGCAACUUCAUUGUUGUCAUACAUCCAGGUUCAACAACCUUAAGGAUUGGUCGAGCCACAGACACACUUCCUGCUAGCAUUCCUCAUGUCAUUGCACGAAGACACAAACAACAAGGGCAGCCACUAUACAAGGACAACUGGCUCCUCAGGGAGGGACUAAAUAAACCAGAGAGUAAUGAACAAAGACAAAAUGGCCUUAAAAUGGUGGAUCAAGCAAUAUGGUCUAAAAAGAUGUCAAAUGGUACAAGACGGAUUCCCGUGUCCCCUGAACAGGCACGCUCCUACAACAAGCAGAUGCGACCUGCAAUUUUAGAUCACUGUUCUGGAAAUAAGUGGACAAACACAUCUCAUCACCCAGAGUUUUUGGUGGGAGAAGAGGCCUUGUACGUUAAUCCAUUGGACUGUUAUAAUAUUCACUGGCCUAUCAGAAGAGGUCAGUUAAAUAUUCACCCGGGACCUGGGGGCUCCCUUACGGCUGUUCUGGCAGAUAUUGAAGUAAUAUGGUCUCACGCAAUCCAAAAAUACUUGGAAAUCCCCCUGAAAGAUUUAAAGUAUUAUAGAUGUAUCCUGCUGAUUCCUGAUAUCUAUAAUAAACAGCAUGUGAAAGAAUUAGUGAAUAUGAUCCUAAUGAAGAUGGGUUUUUCAGGGAUUGUGGUCCAUCAGGAGUCUGUGUGUGCCACCUUUGGAAGUGGUUUAAGCAGCACAUGUAUUGUAGAUGUUGGAGACCAGAAGACAAGUGUGUGCUGUGUGGAGGAUGGGGUCUCUCAUCGGAAUACUCGGCUCUGUCUGGCCUAUGGGGGGUCUGACGUGUCAAGGUGUUUCUACUGGCUGAUGCAGCGAGCCGGGUUCCCUUACCGAGAAUGCCAGCUAACAAAUAAAAUGGAUUGUCUUCUUCUGCAGCACCUUAAAGAAACUUUCUGUCAUUUAGAUCAGGACAUCUCUGGACUUCAGGAUCAUGAGUUUCAGAUUCGACAUCCAGAUUCCCCUGCCCUGCUUUACCAGUUUCGAUUAGGAGAUGAAAAACUCCAGGCCCCAAUGGCUUUGUUUUACCCAGCAACUUUUGGAAUUGUUGGCCAGAAAAUGACAACUUUGCAGCACAGAUCGCAGGGAGACCCUGAGGAUCCUCAUGAUGAGCAUUACCUGCUGGCCACGCAGAGCAAGCAGGAACAGUCUGCCAAAGCUACUGCUGACCGAAAGUCUGCAUCCAAACCCAUUGGAUUUGAAGGGGAUCUUCGUGGCCAGUCUUCUGAUCUUCCAGAAAGACUCCAUGCCCAGGAGGUGGAUUUGGGAUCCUCCCAGGGAGACUGUCUGAUGGCUGGCAAUGAAUCUGAGGAGGCUCUCACCGCACUGAUGUCCAGGAAGACUGCCAUCUCUCUGUUUGAAGGGAAAGCCCUGGGCCUGGAUAAAGCCAUUCUUCACAGCAUCGACUGCUGUUCGUCUGAUGAUACCAAAAAGAAGAUGUACAGUUCCAUCCUCGUGGUGGGAGGUGGUUUGAUGUUUCAUAAAGCUCAAGAAUUUCUGCAGCACAGAAUUCUCAACAAAAUGCCACCUUCAUUUAGGCGAAUUAUUGAGAAUGUGGAUGUGAUCACAAGGCCCAAGGACAUGGAUCCCCGGCUGAUUGCAUGGAAAGGAGGGGCCGUGUUGGCUUGUUUGGACACCACACAGGAACUGUGGAUUUAUCAGAGAGAAUGGCAGCGCUUUGGUGUCCGCAUGUUACGAGAGCGAGCCGCUUUUGUCUGGUGAAAAUGGGCAGAAAGUCACUAUUACAGACCAAAAACAGGCCUCCUGGUAUAUAAAAGACUCUUAAAGAAUAUAUAUAUAUUUUAAUUUAUUGACUUAGAUGCUUAAGUUUCAUGGAAAAUAAAUGAAUUUUAACUUUUACGUUGACAAUAGGACAUUGGUGUGAAAUUAUAAGCUGCUUUUGUAGCCAGGACAUUUACGAAUAAAUAUGAACUUACUUUUCAGUGGUAAAUGCUCCUGCCCCUUUCUCAGGGUCGCAGGAGCUCCCUGAUGAUGUGAAAUGUUGCUGUUGAGUGGCUCCCGUGUGCAUGCCUUGGCUUAAGUUGACCUCAGUGUCAUCAGAUAAUCACAGCCACCAGGGGUGGGUGUCUGGCUCAGGUACCUGAAUCCUGAGAACUGGCCAGGCCAUUUGUGUUACAGCAGGCACACAUUGUUUCGACUCAGGGGUGCUCUUAGAAUUCCAAAUAGGGAGAGAAAAGUUUCUUUUUUUCCUUUUCUGUUGGAUUACAAAAAAGCCUGUGACCAGUUGAGCUCUAGAUAUCCAAAGGCAAAGAUUUAAGGCUGGGCUGGCUGGCUUUUGUUACUCGGAUGAUGUGCUUCAGGGUGGGCUUAGGGAAAGACAACAAUCCUUAUCUGACCAAAACAACAACAACUGAAAAGGAAAACCCAUUUCCUUCCUAAAGCCGAGUAGAAACAAUUCAGGUAAUUUGUAGUUGUUAACUUGUGUUGUGCAGAUGAAUAAGGGGACUGACUGCUGGUCACCUUAUUACUACCAAUUUAAUCAUCAAGUCCCCAAAUUUCCUUUGUCUGAAGAACCAAGAGAAGGGUUUUGGAACUCUUUGUGCUCAGUAAGAUCAUUUGACCUUAAUCUGUGAACAGUCUGAAGCAAAAUCUUAAGUACAGACAGCUAUUAGCACCAGUGGUCCAGGCCUUGGUGAAGCCUUCUGAGCCCCUGGCCAGAGGAGGAGAAGGCAUUGUCUGGAGACAGAAGCUGGUCAGUGAGCACAGCCUGGGGGCUCAAGAGACCUGGGAGCACGGGGAAUGCCUGAUUCCUGCCACUUGUGCUGGGCAUCUCCGUCCACCAUCUGCUCAUCCAGAACUGGAGAUGUGGGAGUGGAAUGGGACUAGCGGAGGGGCGGGGGGCUGACAAAAGGAGGGCUGGAUAAGAGAUGGAGGUAAGAAUGGAAUAUAGAAAGACUAGGAUGGUUAGAAGUCUCAGGGCCUGGAGAAAUGCUGGUCCUGGAGCAUUUGCAUAACAAGGAGUAUCCUACAUAUGUGAUCAGAGGUGAGGAACAAAGAAGAGCCCAUCGGUGUAACAGUGAUUUUACCUUGUUGGUACUGUUGAAGACAUGUGCCUUCAAUUUGAAGAUUGUAUGCUCUUUAUUUUUUUAACUUUUCAACAAAAUAAAUUUAUACAAUGUUGAUUUUAUGUUUCUGAGCUGUUUCAACACAAUUUAUUAAUGGCUACCUAGUUCCAAAAGCAAAAUGUGUUUUUGUAUAUCUUUUUUUUUUUUUACAUAAUAACCUAUUGUUCUUAUAACUGGUAGAUGUUGAUUCAGAGGAAGUUGGUUUCCGGUCCAAUUUUUGACAUAAGCCGUGUCCUUCCGUUACUAGCACUUUUAAGUGUGGUAAAAACUGGUCAUGACAAGUAAGUGAGCUUGACCACAUUAAACAUAUUGCCUCAGCCAUUACUAACUGUCUACUUGUGAAGUUAGACAUGGUGAGUUUUCACUCUGUGCUUCCUUAUUUUGAUUUUUAUUUUAUCCAUAAGACUUGGCCCUUUAAGGAUAAUUUUAGCCCUUCACAAAUAUAUUUUAACAGGCAUCCAGUGGAAACUGAUCCACACUCUAGGCAGAUUCAGUAUCGUACUGUGUGAGAGAGACAAGCAUUCCUGGAAAGAUUGCACAUUAAUAUAAAUGGCCUCUUGGUAACCUCUGCAUUAAGAAAAAGAUACUUUUAGAGGAAAAAGUCGGAAGACUUAAAAUACCAUACAUAUCUAGCUCUCUGGUACUUUUUUUUUUUUUUACAUAACCCAUUAUAAUUCAAGAUUAUAAAAAGAUUCCUUCAAGAGGGCUGACUUUGAACAGAGCAGGAAUUAUUUGUGUUUUGAACAUGAGAAGUCACAUAAUAACCAAGAAACUCUGAACUCUUGACAGUAACUUCUAAUAGGUAACUUUGGGCUAAAGUAGACAUCAGGUCUGCAGGUAAUGGAUGUUGGUGUCCGUAUUAAAAGUCACCUGUACAAGACUCGGAUAGGACCUGAAUCUAGUUCAGAGCAGGAGGGUCCUCUGCAAGUGCUGGAUAAUAUAAGUGGCUACACGUAUACUGUGUCAUCUGGUCAGCAAAGGAGUUCGGCUUCUUACUCUUCUGUUUUCUUACAAAUGGCUUUUGUAUGUAAUAGAGGGUUUUUCACCCAUGAAGUUAGUGAAUGAGCAAAGGCUUUCUUAAAUUUGGUAUUCACUAAGUUUAGAGUGUCAGAGAAAUAAACAGUUCUAUUUACUGUGCAGUGCAUGGGCUAUUCAGGACUGGAUGUUCGGCCGGAGGAUGCUUUAUCAUUGUGUUAUCAGACUGGUUAUAGUUCUGCAUUAUAAUUCUCCUGGACUUCUAGGUAUGAAGUUGAUUUAGCUUUAUAAUUGUAAAUUUAGUUUCUGUCCUUCAGUUAAUGCCACAGUAGUUAGUCGUAUUUGUAACAGGUUUUUUUUUUUUUUUUUUGGCAUAAAAGUUUUGCUUAAACUAAGGCGUAUGUAUUCAGUUAGGAAUCCUCCCUAUUCCUAUUGCUAAAUAAAGCAGGUGUAUAUAAAAUCUCCCUACAGAUAGCCCAUACAGGAAACUUCAGAAUCAUCUGAGAUACUUUCCCCCUGUAA